This is a messenger RNA of Phalacrocorax carbo (great cormorant), 1752 nucleotides long. The record is from RefSeq and is a predicted model, not a curated record. Lineage: Eukaryota; Metazoa; Chordata; Aves; Suliformes; Phalacrocoracidae.
AUGGGGCCGCGCGGCGGCGGCGGCGGGCGGGGGCGGGGCGGCGGGGGCGCCGUCGGGGCCGUCGGGGCCGGGGCGCGGGGCCGGGCCGCACGUCGGGGCCGCCGUCCCGCUCCCGUCCCGCGCCCCGAUGGGCCGGCCCGGCCAGACGCCUCCCCGCCAUCCCGCCGCCCCGCUGGAGUCGCGACCCCCCCCGACGGCCGCUCCGCCGGGUGCCCGUCCGGCGGCGGGGCUUGGUCCCGGCAACCCCGCAGCUGCCCGGCCCCCGCGGCCCCCGCGCUUGAACCGUGGGGCCGGACCGACCGCCCCGACGGCGGCGCGAAGCGGAGCGGCGGCCCCAGGCGGUGCCCGGGGCCGGGCGGGGCGGGGGGAGGCGGGGUAUCCCCGCGGGGCCGGAUUCCGUUCGGGCUGAAUUUGCGGCCCGGCGGCGGGAGCCCGGCGCGCGGUCGCCGAGCGAGUUUGCAGACGCUCCCUGACGAUUCAAUUACUGCGACGCGCCGAGGCGCUCCGACCGCCGCGCAGCCGGGCGGGCCGGCCCGCCCAGCCACCGGCCCCGCCGGCCCGCCCAGCCACCGGCCCCGCCGGCCCGCCCAGCCACCGGCCCCGCCGGCCCGCCCAGCCACCGGCCCCGCCGCCCCGAGCCGCCGCGGCCCCGCCGCCCAAGCCCGUGGGGGCCGGGGGUGCCUUUCCCGCCCCCUUCCCUCCCUGCCCGGGCUGGAGCGCAGGGUCGGGCCGGGCCCCGACGGCCGCGGCGGAGCUGCCCGGAGCCACUGGCUGCCGCUUCCCGGUGCGGCGGGGGCGGCCGUCGGGGGGGACUCCCCGGCUCACUUGCACAGAGGGGCACCCCCCGCCCCGCCCGGCGGCACCACCGCGUCUGUUAAACACCCCCUCCCGCCCCGGGGAGAGCGCCCGGUGUCGGCUCCGGGCGGCGUAACCGGAUUGUCCCCGCUCGGUGCGGCGGGUGCGAGUGGAGCCGCCAUCAGCCGCCGCUAUCCCGGAGCGGAGCUAAUGGGAUUGACACGAUGCCGGCGUGACGGUGCGGGGUCGCCCGGCGCCACCGGGAACGGCGGCAGGACCCCAGCCCUCGGGGCCCCGCUCCGGCCGGCCCGGCGGGGAGGGCGGGGAGGCGGCGGGGCGGGGGUGGGAGCUCUCCCGCAGCCGCCUCGUCUCCCUCGCCCCUCGGCGGGCGGGGGCGCGCAGCCCCGCGCAGCCCCGCUCCGGCCCCAAAACCCCCCGCCGCUUUGCCGAGGGCCGCGUUUCUUUGGGGCCGGGCCACGCUGUCGGGCUCCGCUCCCCGCCCCGGGACCCCCGCCCCCGGCACCCCCCGCCCGCCCUGCGCGGAACGAGAGAAGCUGCGGCCCCGACGGGGCGGCCGGGCCCGGAGCCGGGUCCCCGGGUCCCGCCCCGGCACAGCGCGGCUCUGCGACCCCCAGCAAUGACCGCGGCAUGGCUAUGAACCCACCCGCCCAAACCCGCGCUUCUCCGUGCCAUCGGGGUGCCAGACCCGGCUCUGGGCUGGCCCUGCUGGGCGUGGGGGGCCGCGGGACUCCCGAGCAGGCACAGGGCACCGGCAGUGUGUCCCCAGCACCCUGUACCAAGGCAGGCUCCCCCAACACAGGGCCACAGCUGAGUGCAAAGAGCCCUGCACCCAGCAGGGCUCUGGCCAGGCACCAGGCACGGCACGGCACGGCACGGCACGGCAUGGCGCGGCACAGCACGGCGUGGCGUGGCGUGGCACAACACAGCAUGCUGUAG